This is a messenger RNA of Cotesia glomerata, 5711 nucleotides long. RefSeq lists its product as uncharacterized. The transcript has 13 exons. Bases 382 to 4488 code for a protein of 1368 amino acids. NCBI's taxonomy places the organism in Eukaryota, Metazoa, Arthropoda, Insecta, Hymenoptera, Braconidae. The record is from RefSeq and is a predicted model, not a curated record.
GUUCUACUACUUAACUUCCAUCCGCGAAUCAUUCGAAGCUUAUCCGUCAACCGUGACGAUGUCGUAAUCGUAACAGCUUUGGCUCGUCUCCUCUGUCUUCUUUUAUUUUUAGUUUCAGUUUUAGCUUCGUUGUGAACCAAGAUCGGGAUCAACUGUGUCAGUGAAUCGUGUGCGAUCGAGCCUGCAUAAAACCAAAUAAAACAUAUAUUGCAUACUAGGGUCUCAUGGAUCGACAGCCGCAUUAUUUAAUGUGACACUUUGCCGCUUUGUGCUUGAUUCACCGGAAAAUUUACAUUCUGGAUUACAUUUUUUUUUCUUUCAGUGUACUCGUUGUUGCAGUCACGGUAAAUAUUGUUGUCACAAGCUUGCUGUUGAUGCUCGAUGGCGCGUGCUGGCACACAGCGCUGGAGAAAUCCCGCCCCGGACGGUGACGAUGUUCAACGAUCGAUCGAGUUGCUGGACAAGGUGCUCUCUGAAUACGACGAGCACAGCAGUAUCGAGAUCGAGGCUCCUGGAGACGAGACCGGCGAACUUGAGGAAGGUAGCAGUGCCUCGGGCGUCGGUGAAGCCGUUGAUGAGGCCGACGCCGACGCCGAUGGGCAGGUUGGAGGACGUGACAGCAGUACUGAGCCCAGUAUUGGUCUCACUCCCGAGGACGAGAGCCCUUCUUUAGGACACCAGUCCGAAGACGACGGUUAUAUGAGUAUGAAUGGACGUAAAGCGAAAAUGGCAUUAGUCGCAUUGCGUCCGGUACCGGAUUGUCCGGAGCCACAAGAGUCGUCAGCUAAUAAUGCGCCGUCAUCCCUUGAAUUUCCACCCCCGCCAGAAGAAGCUGAGCGUAUUAUCUCGACGCUGUUACCCAUAGUCUCGCCGAGCGACUCGUCUAAGAGAAGAAGCACAGGCGGCAAGUCUGGGAGACGUGGCGACAAACAGACGGAAGAGAUGACGAGAUCGCGUCAUCGGGGACACACUGUUACAAGUCAGACUACUCUGCCGAAAACCCGACGCAGAAAGCUGUACGGUCUGUGGGACAGGACGACGAAUGCGUCUCUGGAGACGCGUCGGAACUCGACAUCGGGGAAAUUUGCCAGCCUGCCGUACGACGUUCAGGUGUCCUGCGACUGGAUCCUGGAGUCGAAAACUCAUAGUAAAAAUUCGCAAGAAAAACACCGGGAGAGCGCCAGUAGACGGAGACGAGUGCGAACGUCGAAUGUGGAAGCGGACAAGGACAAGGAGAAUGUUCAGCAAAUAUCCUGCAAUAAUGAUCAUAGCCAGGGUAAAUUAGCGGAGGCUGUGGUGGAUUCUAGUCGAGAUGAACCAGAUAACAAUGUUAGCCGUAAAGAGGCGGAAGCCUUGAAGGAUGAUGAUGAAGAGGAGGAAGACGUCGAGGAAGUUGAGGAAGACGAGAUUGAUGAGGAUGAACUUGAGGAUGAGGACGAGGAGGAGCCACCGAGAGCCGGGGAUGAAAGGGGUGAGAGGAAUCACUCGGAUUCAAGCUGUGAUGGACGGUUCUCACGUCGCAGAAGAAGAAAAAGAAAAGGCAUGGAUCGAGGUGUCUCCGAGUCGGAAUCCGAGAGAUUUUCAAUGCCACGAUCCAGUUCCGUCAGCGUUGAGCGUUUUUCAAUGCGCGCAAAUUGUGAUUCCUCGGAUUUUUCACGAGCCAACUCGACGUCCAACGAACGGUUCCAUUCAGACUUUUCGCUGGCUGUCGCUAGCGCCAGCUCUAACGACCGCAUGUCCAUACCGACAUCCGACCCUUUUUCUGUUCGCAAUCUUGACUUCGCUGUGUCAGCGUUUUCUUUAGGUCGAGCAGACUCUUGCGACGAAAGAUUUUCGGAUGUUUACUCGACGAGAAACUCGGAUUUUUCCACGAGAAACUCCACAGACUUCAGAACACAGUCCGAGGAGGAGGAGAGAUUCUCUGAUGAUUCACUCGAGGAGAUGUUGAGAUCAGCUGUACCUCAGCCGCCGCCGAUGCCUCCGUCGCCUGAAAGCCAGCCGGUUGUAUCCAAGAGGCACUCCAUCGCUUGGGAAGUGUCUCUUGAAGAAGAUCCGCUGUAUGCUCCUGGCAGCACUAAAGUUGUCGGAAGAAGACGACGACGUAGCAGCGAUGUAUCUAGCGUCGGCUCAGCGUCGAAGCUCCGGGAUCUAGAUUACGACUGGCAAGAACCUCAUCGACGCUCGACAACAGACGAUGAUCUGAUCUCGCCGUAUUCACCAGACUCAUCGACCAACGAGCUGGAUCACCCGGUGUCUGGGAAGCGAGAUCGCGAUUAUCCAACGAAAAACGGGACGUAUGUAAUACGCGGCCGGACGCGAAAAAGAGAACGCAAGCCUUUGAUCACGUCUAGUGUAUCGCCGACGAGAAAUACUAAAGCGGAUUCAACAGAAACCACAAACGUUACAAAACGCUACUCGAAUACUUUCGACGAUAUAAAAAGUCUGCUGCGCGAAGGGAGAUUGGAGGGUCUGAAUGAGCCGCCCCCAGACUUUGUACCCCCAGUACCGCCAGACCUCGUCCGAGUGCUCUCUCUUCCAGCUUUUGACGACGUUGAUGCUGCUGAAAAAACAUCUGUAUCCAAGUCUGGAAAUACUAAAACAGUACCAACAAAGACAAAGCCAACAAGUGAGCUCCCGAAUGCGCUUCCGAGGCACCGGAACAACCUGGACUACCUCUCCUCGACUUCUUCCUCGCCUUCACCACCGCCUCCGGCACCGUCUCCACGCGGUGAGAAAAAUUCUAAAAAUUCAAACUACAAUUCCAAUCACCAAGAAGCCGAUGCUGAUCAUCAUCUUCUUCCUAAAUCCAAGUGCAAUGGUGUCAGUGCGCGAGGAUUGCUUCCUACCUCCAAAAGCUUGGACAUCCACGCUACCAGUCGCUCCUCCAGCCACGACAACGACAAUAAAUUAUUAAAGUCCACUGGUAAAAAGUCCUCCACCAGCAGAAAGUCCGACCAGUCGAAAAUUCCGGUCAAUGUGCUGAUUGAAGAUCAAAUUGUCAAGAAGGCUCUCAAUGAGAAUCGCAGACAAUUGGAGAAAGUUAGCGACGCUAUUAAAGAACUGGAGAGCGUCAGGAAUAGCGAGUCAUUUGUCGAGGGCAAGAUUUCUAAAAAGGUUAAGGAGAAUUCUAAGAAAUCCAGGGCCAGCAGAAACGAGGUCGAGUCCGACUCUGAAAAUGUCAAUGAGACUUCUAGAGAAGACGACGACUGUGAUCUCGGAUGCAGCAAUGAGUAUGAUCACAGGAGGAAACCUAAUGACGCGAUCAACGAACUCGUCUAUUCUUCCGGUCGGAGAAUCGGGCAGAAUGAUAUAGACAGUCUGGCUAAAAAUGAUCAAAGGCAAAUUGAAAAUGUGAUUGAUGCUAUUCUUGAGGACUCGAAAAAUCCAGACUUUCAGGUCAGUGUCGAAGUGCUGGAAUUCCCGCCGCUUCCACCGUCACCAGUAGAGGAGGCUGAUGAAGAGAGCUCGGAUGUAAAUGUUGCUCCUGUCAGUGUAUCAACCCACUACGGAUCACACCGCGCAAUGAGUCGUCAGCCAACGCGGACGAUAGAGUACAGACCACGAGUGCCGCCUCAUAGAGUACCUAAUAUUGACAUGAAGGAUCAUCGAUCCUCAUUGGACACUACUAGGUCAAUGGAUGCUGGAUACUCUCGCAGCAGAAGAACUCCAAAUGCUCCAUCCAACUCAAGACGUGACGUGGUGCCAGUGGAACGUCGCACGCUACCGACCGAUUUACCAGGUCCCUCACGAAGACGUACCACAACGAAACAGUCUCCAUCAGGCGAUACUGCAAUGGGAACACCGAUUAUGGGGACAAUAGCGCCUCCGGGAAAUUCAGGUAUGCAAACGUCAUGCUCGCUUCCUGAAACACCGGUGUUUGCUCGAGGAAGCGAUAUUCCCCGCACGCCUCAGCAUACUUCAGGCAACACAUUAUCCACAACGACCUCGACGAUGUCUACGGCCGCCACCCAGCCUCGAAGACAGCCCGGCUGGUACGCACCAACAACUGCUACAACCGGAGGGUACCGACGCAACAAUCCAGGCCUAGAGCAGGCAAUAAUCGGGACAGAGCUGCUCCGUCUGGCAGGAGGACCAAACCGUGGGUGGUACCCGACUCGUCGAGGAGCGAACCAGCCGCGACCUGCCUCGAUCGAGCACCUGGAGCGUCUGAACAGUGCCUACGAGUCCCGACUGCCCACCGCCGGGGAGCAGAGGAAGCCGCUGACUUUGCCCACCAACAUAACGCCCAACAAAUACUUCGGUCAAAGUAAGCACAGCUCCGCCACUUCCGGCACUCGCGAGGCACUAAGGAGGGUCACUAGCUUGCUCAUCAAGAAAGGAAGCACUAAGGAGAGCAAGGGAACUGGAAAGGAUGUCUUCCCUGCUGGACCAUACUCUGGUGGAGAACCGAGCGACGUACCAAAGAAGAAAGGAUUCUUCAAGAACUUCUGGAAACGCUCAAGGCAUUAUUCCCUGGAGAAUCAAUAGCCCAGGUGUUACCUUGCGGUUAAAUGUCGCCAGCCACGUCGCGGAGAUUUCUUAUCGCCUCAGCAGAGUUAUUUAAACAAACAGCGCAUUAAUGGCAGCAGCAAUAAUGACCAGCACCAACAGGAGCAGAGUCAGGAUGAUAAUCAGGAUAAAACUCAGAAUCAGCAGCAAGAGCAAGAACAACAAUUACAAAUGGCUACGACAAAUAUAAUUGAAAAUCCUUGCUGCUGUAUUGCGCAGUGAAAUCCCGACAGCGUGACCUCACUAAAAAAAUAAUAAAAAGUGUGAUUCGUUAAACUGUAAAGCCAGUAUUGUAGCGGUGGUAGCGAUUAAGAGGGCGUUUUAACGGGAGCCUAGACGCUAUUGAAACCUUUUUUUAACUUUUUUAUUCUCUAUUUAUUAUACUCGGUUGCUUUUCAAUCUUUUUCUCUCUAGAACUUUAUAAAUUCCCGAGGCUUGCUUUCGAAAUGAGUUCCAUUAAUAUUUUAAACAAUCUGUGACAUUAAAUACAGUAAGCAAUAAUUAUAAGGAAAAGACUAAUAAAAACCGUUUUAUACAAGACUAAAACGGAGAAAUAGAGAUGUUGUCCAGGUCCAGAAUUCCAGUCACCGUAAAGUAGCACGAGUGAAGUAAAGUUCAAAGAGGAUAAUAAGUGACUUCAAAGCGUUAUCGCUUCAAUACCAAUACAAAUAUCAAUACCACUACCACUACUAAUACUAGACUACCGUUCGAAUUACAAAAGUUUACUGUCAGUAGUUGCUCGCCAAUAAUUGUCGCUUUGUUUAUGUUGUUCAGAGUAUAUAUUAAAAAUAACAAUAAUAAUAAUAAUAAUAACAAUACUAUUUAUUAUUAUUAUUAUAACAACACGAAAUGAUUUUUUAACUAGCAUCACAAACGAUAAAUGAUAACAAUAAUAAUAUUAAUUAAUAAUAUAUUUAUAAAUUAUAAUCGAAUUAAUAAAUUAAUCUAAAUAUAAUGUAAAGGUUCGAAGUAUUUUUUCACAUACGCUUUGCUCGAAUGGAAAAUAAUAAAACAAUUGAUAUUGAAAUUACUAAUGAGCAUAAUGCGUGUUAUCGCACAUUACUAGUCGAAACAAGAUGCAAUAUAGUUAAUCGCUUACGCGAAAAGAUAAGCGGCUGAAUAGAGUGAAAAAAAAAAAAAAAAUUAAAGUUAGUAGUUUCGUCAACAUUUAUGCGUGACUCAACUUACCGCAAAUCGAUUUA